This is a messenger RNA of Mesorhabditis belari, 6645 nucleotides long. NCBI's taxonomy places the organism in Eukaryota, Metazoa, Nematoda, Chromadorea, Rhabditida, Rhabditidae. The record is from the annotation of a GenBank genome assembly.
AUGGAUGACAAGGGAAAAGAAUUGUGCCCUCGUUUAAUCGACUAUUUGGUCGUUGUUGGGAAAAGAGCAAAACAGAGAUCCACCUCAAUCAUCGGCACCGACGGCCAACAAACGGCCAACGUGCACACCGUAUCGUAUCCGGAAUUGUUGAGGAGAUACCCAACCGAUGAUCACAAGGAUUUCUAUUUGCCCACCGAUGUGACCGUUUUUUGUCAACCUGAGGGAUGUCCGACGAUCAAUUAUUCAAAUCGCGAGCGUCGCGCAAAGGACUCGCAAUUUUUCGUGUUCAUGUUAACCGAGAAAGAUACAUCGAGAAUUCGUUUCGGCGUUUGCCUCAACUUCUUUCAAUGUUGCGAGAGAAGGACGGCUGAUGGAGUGAGCGGGAAAACGAAAAAAAAAGAUCACCUCAUCUCAUUGACCUCUCUUUGUUUGAUCUCUCAUCAUCCGUUUGUCUCAAUCUUCCACGAAUUGCUGAUUAUUUUGAAGAAUAUCAUUGACGCGUGCAAUCAUCGAGUGUCAAAGGCGACAAAUCAAAAAGAAAUCGUUUGGUCUGUGUUGACGGGCAGUUGGCAUGACACGAUUCCGGUCGAGGUGAUGAAAGAAAUCAAACAAAUCGAGACGUGGAUCUUGAUGCUGCUCUCGUCACCCGUGCCGGUACCCGCGAGGACAAAAGUGCAAUUAGAGAUUCUCCCAAUGGAUCUUUGUCCAAUGUUUUCCUUUGCUUUACCCGAUCACACUCGUUUUUCCCUCGUCGAUUUCCCACUCCAUCUGCCAUUCGAAUUGCUGGGGAUUGAAGGGACGGUGAAAGUGCUUUCGGCGGUGAUGUUAGAGUAUAAAGUCGUGCUCCAAUCUCGUAACUACAACGCCGUCUCGAUGUGCGUUCUCUCACUGGUUGCUCUUCUUUAUCCAUUAGAGUACAUGUUUCCCGUGAUUCCUCUCCUACCCGCCUAUAUGCAAUCGGCUGAACAUCUACUCCUCGCGCCAACUCCUUUCAUCAUUGGUGUCCCGUCGUCAUUUUGGGCUCACAAGAAGCUACAAGAGAUUCCAUCGGAUAUCAUUGUUGUCGAUCUAGACGCAUGUCAAGUACAUGUCCCUGAAGAGCUCACAUUGCCCGAGUUGCCUGAACCCGAUGUUGGCGAUUUGAAGAUGAACGUUCGAAUGGCUUUAAACCGUAUGAACACAAAUCUCGUCGAUGAAAGACGAGGCUCGGUUGAGGCGAAUUAUUCAACGGACGCUGAUGAAGUUGAUGUCGCUUGUAGAGUGGCUAUGAUAAAAUUCUACAAUUCGACGAACAUCUUCGCGAAUUUUUCUGAGCAUACGCGAACUUUGCGUUUAUAUCCCCGUCCUGUUGUCGCUCUUCAAUCAGAAUCAUUUCUGAGAUCACGACCGAAUUGCACGCAAUUUGUGAUGGAUUUGUGCAGAACACAAGCUGUUGAGUACUUUGCCGAAGAGUGUUUAUGCCCGAGAAAUGAGACUUUUGUGCGCGUUCAAAACGGAAUCGACAAACCGCAACAAGUUGGUGAUAAAGCGAAAUGGUUUGCCGACUCGUUGAUGCCAGUACAUUUUAUGGUCUAUCCGGAUAACUCGACAUUAGCCCCCGCAAUUGACACGUGGAGAAGAGAGGGUGAUGGGGAUGAGUCCGACGAGGAGUUGAGCGAUGAUGGAGAGGAAAGGCCUGGGAGUACAUCGAGUAUCGAUGAUCUUGUCUUUGAUAGUCCCGAUGAAGUGACCGAUCGUACAAUUGCCUCAAAACCACUGGGUGAAGUGAAUGAUGUCUACAAAGAGCCACUCAAUCUCGAGAUUCCCCCAUCAGAAACCGUUGCCAGCUUUGGCAGCUCGGUCAGCAGUGGACACUCAUCCCCUUCUUCAUCACGAUCCGCUUCAGCGUUGGACAGUGAAGCCGAUUUUGCGAGACUCGCCGAGAAUUUAGCUUUAAAAUCUGAUGCCAAAGGUGCUUUCUCGUUUGAUCACGAAGAUGAUGACGCUGAAUCAACACCGAUUCAGAAUCGACGCAAAACGUUACAAUCGGAGGCGAACACUGAAAAUAAUACACCGACCACGAAAACCCCUCUAUCGAAUAAAGGAAAGCUUAAGCUCACAUCCCUCACCGAUUCAAGUCAAAACUUCAUGAGUGGCUUCAACGGUUUAGCCGAGAAAAGCUCGGAUAUUUUUAGUCAAAUGCUGACGAAAACGGGCGGACUAAAACAGGCGCAAGCACUUCGCGACAAAACGGUCAAACCAUUGGCGGCUGCAGCGGCGAGUCGCAUCGAGCAAUCCCAGCACGCAGUGAAGACGAAAACACAGGGAACACCCACAUCGACACAAACGGCAAAUCAACAAAGCAAAAAUCAACAAACCGUUCGCGAGGUGUGCGAUGCGAUUCUCGCCGGUCAAGGCAUUGGAAUGUUCGCUUAUCCGAAAUUCAAGCGCCUAAUGGAAGAUGAAAGUCUUCGCGAGUUGGUCUGUUCAAAAUUAAAUCUCGGAUUGGAGAAUCGUUUAACCGAAGAGGAAUUUGUGAAAGAAUUUCAAUUGACUCGAGCUCAAUACAAGGGAUAUGUCAAGGUUUUACAGGCGUGUCUUGCCGGCAUUGAGCUCUCUUUCAACACUCCCGGCUCAAACGGUUUGGCGAGUGUUUUCCAUAUUCUUGAGAUUGCGCACACUCAUUUUUGGUCUCGAGAUGAUGGAGUGAUGACACCGGCGAGUGGAGGGAAUUCACAGUUACCAACUCCUUCUGCAUCAGUACAAGAUCUCCAAUCAAUACAGCCUCGCCAAAAACUCCCGGCCACCUCGUACGAUAUGAGAUCGAUGCCGAAACCGAUCGGGAAACUCUCAAAUGGAGAACCCAUCCAGGGACCGAGCACCGCUCAACCCACUCAAUCAUUGCAAUCCGAAAAGAAACCAACUGUUGUACCAUUUGGAAUCCCGGGCAACGAUCCAUUACCUAAACAAACGAUUCCGCAACCAACUCCACCACCAAUUCCACCAAGAGAUGGAGUCGCCGCCCAUCCGCACCCACCACCAUUGCCUGCGAGGCCACAAAUGGAUGUUUCUCAAGCAUCUGAUGCCUCGAUUCCACCUCUGCCACCUCGUCCUCCACCUCCACGACAAGAAAGCAUUCAAGAAAACAGUAAAUUAGCGAGAGGAAGCAGCAGUGAAUCCGGUGGAUCACAGAGGCCAUUACAAGAGAAAUUAAAGGCUCCAUCAACUCUACCCGUUUCUGCCAGUGGAACUCCGUCGACUCGAUCGAUUGUGACACCAAUUGAACCAAGACAUUUCAUCUAUCAGGAUUUGAUUUUACCCAAUCAACAUCCAUUAUGGCAAAAUAUGGUUUUCUGGGAGAACGCUUUUUAUGAUGUCGUUGGACAAGAAAGGGAUAUCAUUGGAAUGGAUCAAGAACCCAGUGAAAUGAUUGAUCGCUAUUCAACUCUAUCGGAAAGUGAGCGAAAACGAUUGGAAUUGGAAGAAGAUCGCCUCCUUGCAACACUUCUUCACAAUUUGACUGCUUAUAUGAUGAUGUGUGGAACGGGACAAAAAGCGAGUCAACAAAAAAUUCGGCGACUAUUGGGCAAAGCGCACAUAGGAUUGGUGUGCUCAAAGACGAUCAAUCAAUUGCUCGAUGAGUUGCCACAACAGCAAGGCAAUGCGAUCCCUUUAAAGCCGUUAGGCAGUCGUUUGGUACAGAAGCAAUCGUUCACCGUUUAUGCUGGAUCAAAUGCUCAAGGCAUGAUGCUCUUUAUGGAGGUUUGUGACGAUGCAGUGGUUUUGCGAGCAGUCACUGGCGCGAUCACCGAACGUUGGUGGUAUGAGAGAUUGGUGAAUAUGACCUAUUCACCAAAAACAAAAGUCUUAUGUUUAUGGAGAAGACAUGAGGAUAAAGUACACAUGCAUAAGUUCUACACAAAAAAAUGUCGAGAGCUUUAUCUCUGCAUGAAAGCGGCAAUGGAAAGAGCAGCGGCAAGAGGUCGAGUUUCUGUUGAAGGAAGGGAUCUUGGAGGAGAGUUUCCCGUGCAUGAUACAGAGACAAAUCAAGGGGGAUUGAUGCAGGUUCGAAUUGAUGGAAUUGCAAUUCUCUUCGAAAGCAGUCAACAUUUCAUCGAGUUGGGCAACAUAAAAAAGUGCAAUACUUUCGGUGGAAAUUGUUUUGUUCUUGAAGAAUUCGAUCGUAAAAAGAACGAACUCGUGCAGAGGAGAUAUUUCUCACAAAUGGCUCCUUCAAUAGCAUGGUGUCUGCACCGUGUGUUCAGUAAGAAAAUGGUGCACUCUAGCCCCAUCAUUUGCAACGACUCAAAGGGAGUCAAGCCGAAGAAAGGACCAAGGACUCCACCCGGCACGCCCCCAUCGUCAUCAUCUUCUGAAAAGAAAUCACCAAUGCCAUCUUCAUCACCGAAAUCUUCUGAGGAGAAACAACAAAGUGCAUUGGGAUAUAAGCCAUCACGCUGGGAUAUAAGCCCAGCUUUAAGCGUGCGAUCAUCCGAAUCGCCAGGCAAGACUCCGAUGUUUGGCGAUGUUUCUACAAUUUCUUCCCUCUGUGUGUCGCCAGUUACAGAACAGUACGAAAUGGUUUCAAGUAGUUCUUUGGGAUCGCCGUCUCCUCCUCCAUGGCGUGGUGGGCGUAGAUCGCGUUCUCGUAGCCCACGUGAACACAGAUCUCGUUCUCGAAGUCCACGUGUACACAGAUCUCGUUCUCGAAGUCCACGACGCAAAUAUCGUUCUCGCUCUACUAGUCCGCUUAUGGUCUACCUUCCUAGCUCGCGACACGGGACAUCUCCAGUUGAUCAUUCAAGGAACUAUAGGAGCUACAGGACUUCUGCUCAACGAACGCCUUCUGCUCCACACACAUCGAGGCGAGAUCAGCUCCCUUAUGUUCAAUAUGUUGAAAAGAAGAGUCAAUGGAAUACUUUUGGAAAAGUCGAGAACAGACAACAUUCUGUAUCGCCUUUGUGCCAACGACGCCAGGGCUCACCAAACAGACAAAUCGGCUUAUUCAAUUUGCCGUAUAAUGUCAGUGAGAACGAUUUACGAGAGAUUUAUCGACGUCAUGGGCCAAUUGAAGAUAUUCGUAUUAUCUUUGAUUACGAAACUGGAAUGUCACGCGGCUUUGCUUUCAUCACCUUCAAUCAUCUGCGCGAUGCUACAAAGGCACUUCAAGCAACAAAGGGAAUGAAAAUUGACGAUCGGAUGAUUAAGGCCGACUAUGCCUUGGGAGAGAAUGUUGGCCACACAUCGAACUCGAAGUAUUUAUUGCAGGAUCGUCGUGUUCAUCACAUCAAUGAUCGCGUUUCUUACACAGAUGGAGUAUCAAUGCCUCAAAUAUCGGCGUCCGUUCUUCGAAAGAAAGUAAAACUGAAGCGACGCAGCACUCGGAUAAAAACUCCAUCGUUGUCGCCACCGAAACGCGCUUGUUUGACAAAAUUGAUGAGGGAUGCAAGUCUUUCAAUGCCAUCGGAAAAAGAAAGUGGAGAUGCUCCUCGUCGUGCGAGGGCUCACUCAUGGACUACAGUUACUCCGCCAUCAAGUCCGGAUCGUGGAAAAGAUGAUGACGAUUUCAAAACACCAUCUACAAUCUAUUCGUCGGCAGAAUCGCAGUUAGAGCCGCCAACAAGGACACCACCAGAAACACCAAAAAAGAUUAGCUUCAAACUCAAGUGGACUGUGAUCAAAUCGUCAAAAACCGAUUACUCAAGCGACACUUCAACUGAUAGUUCUUCAAGCGAAUCAUCAGUCUCUGGUCCCAGUACUCCAAGGGUGUAUCGCGGCAAGCGGGCUUCUCGAUCCACUUCGUCAUCGGCCAGUUCAGCACCAAAAAAGUCAAAGAAGAAACGAAGCGAAUCUGCUAAAAGAAAGAAAAACGAGAGUAGGAGCCGCUCACGCUCUCCAAAAAGCAAGCCGAGUUCGCCAUCCGAGCGCAAGAAAACAACCAGGCGGACAAGCUCGAGUCCAUCUCCUACGCCAAAGAAGAAGGCACACGACCUAAAAAGAAAACGAAGCGAAUCGUCGAGUCAUAGUCGCUCGCCGGAGCGUAAGACGAAUGCUCAUUGCUCUCGACGCGGUAAAAAGGACCGCAAGAUAAAAAAAGGAAAAGAUAAAUCGCCAUCACGAGACCAUUCAAGAGUUGAUUCGCCCCAUCGUAAAAAGAAAAAUUAUCAAAGUCGUUCUCCAGAACAUGAUCGUUCGUGUUCGCAGUCGCCACAUCAUAAGAGCCACAAGAAGAAACAGAAGAAACGCGAGCAAAGCCGCUCUCCAUCACGCGAUCGUUCACCAAGGCAUUUUCGACGCUCACGUAGCAGGUCACCUCGCUACCCAGCACGCCCUGUUAUCACACAACACGAUCGCCAACUACGAGAACCAUCAAAUGAGAUUGUUGUUUUCAAUGUUCCAAAAAGUUGUACGGCUAAGGAGCUACACGAAAUUUUCAAAGAAUUUGGGCCAAUUGAAGAGGUCAAUGUGAUUCGUGAUCGUUUUACGGGCCAAUCACGAGGAUUCGCUUUCAUUACUUUCGAGGAACUGGAGUCUGCUAAGCGUACAAUCGAGAAAAUUGUGGAUUCAAUGGAGAUAGACGGGCGUCGUCUUCAAUGCAAUUAUUCUUGGGGCCAAAAUCGUCCUCCAGAUGCGGAACAACAUCAGCAUGGAACUCGUAAGAAAUGG